AGGUUAGGCUACUGGCUGGGCAAAGCCUCCUGCAAUGAGGCCCUCUGCCUAUUUUUUUUCCAGUGAAGUAAGAUGCCACGCUGCAAAAAGAAGCCAUCAAAUCAAAAUGAGAGGAGUGAAGCUGUCAGUAGCCAAACUUCUGUCAGGAAUGACAAUUCGGCUUUGACGCUUGAACACUUGCGGACACACACCCAUCCGUGCACUACUCAUCCCCACCCUUCCACCUCUGCCUUUAAGGAACCGAUAGCUGGCCCAUCAGGAUUGGCAGCAACCAGGAGACACACUCUCUGUUACGUCCCCAAUCACCACCGCACUCCCUCCUCCAGCUCGAGCAGGAGUGACUCUGUGGACCUUGAUUCAGACAGCUCCUCCUCUGACAGUGACUGCUACAGAGACUCCUGUAACAGGACAGCUCCAACAUUUAAUUGGCUGGUGAGAUUUCUUUGGAGAUUGAUAGACUUUACUGUUGGCCUUGGGAGAUCCCUGAGCUCCUUGUGCUUUUCCUUGCCACGAGACGUUCUUCUACUCAGAGGGGACUAUCACCCUCUGAGAAGGACCGUUGCUGGUCUGACACUUUUGGGAUUAGGUUGUUGGUUCUGUGUCCCCAUCCUAUAUCAACAGCCAUCGGGAUCAGUGAAUACCGCAAGUGGCUUAAACCUGGCCCAGAUCCAGCAACAAUUGAUGGAUAUCCAAGAGCAGCUUACAGAGAAAGAGGCCAACUGGAAAGAAACUUUACUGAAAGAAAUGGGAAGUUUGCCGUUUAAGGUGGAACUGUCCAAAUGGCUGCAGGAGCACCUGUUCACAGGUUCUAAUCCAGAUGCAGAGGGCGUAGUUCUCUGGCCUGAACUGCAGGUGGUGCUGGAGAACGUGGAGAAGAGACUGGUCCAGAGCCUAGCAACCUCUCAGGAUGUCCGCAAGACCGUACAGGAAGCACUCAGUCAAUAUAAAGCUGAUGGAACUGGCAUGGCAGAUUAUGCGCUCAUAUUUUCAGGGGGCAAAGUGAUCAAAUCACAUUACAUAAAACCAUACUGUCCAAAAUCACUUCAACUCCAAACAGAGGGACCUAGUGCUGUUAUACAGCCAGAGGUCUACCCAGGAAUGUGCUGGGCCUUCAGAGGGAGCUACGGCUCGGUCACCAUUGCUCUCUCCCAGUCAGUGAAAGUCACACACGUGACCAUGGAGCACCUUCCCAAGAGUCUUUCUCCAACUGGCCGGAUUGACAGCGCUCCGCAAGACUUUGCGAUAUAUGGAAUUGAUCACGCAGACCAGCAUCAAGAGGGAGUUUUUCUUGGAAAAUUUGCAUACAACAAAGAUGGGGACCCUAUCCAAACUUUUGCUUUAAAAGUGCCUGUUCAGGAUUUUUAUCCUGUGGUGGAGCUGAGGAUCUUGACCAACUGGGGCAACCCAGCGUACACAUGUGUGUAUCGAUUCCGUGUGCAUGGCCAGCCCAAGAAUGCAUAGGAGCAUAACGUCAACAACACCUCAAAAGAAAGCAAGCGUUUUAAAAUGAGUAGGCCUGCACUCACUUUUUUAGUG
Sardina pilchardus (European sardine) is the source of this 1536-nucleotide messenger RNA. RefSeq names its product SUN domain-containing protein 2-like. NCBI's taxonomy places the organism in Eukaryota, Metazoa, Chordata, Actinopteri, Clupeiformes, Clupeidae. Gene Ontology annotation, molecular function: protein-membrane adaptor activity. Gene Ontology annotation, cellular component: nuclear envelope; meiotic nuclear membrane microtubule tethering complex. The record is from RefSeq and is a predicted model, not a curated record. Bases 73 to 1461 code for a protein of 462 amino acids. The transcript has 14 exons.